CAGAGAGAGAGAGAAAAAAAGAAACCUUCAUGUGAGCUGUCUAUGUGAAAGUAGUUCCGGGCACUUAACCCAAAGAGGGGAGAGUCCCGGAUGUUGGCUCGGCCGCCGAAAGAAAGGCGAACGGGUGAAGGCGGAGAGAAGCUGAAGAGGGACGCCACGGCACCGCAGGCACACCGGCGAAGCCACGGUCACAGCGGCUCUUCGCACAGGACGAUAGCGUCAGGAGCGCAGGACAUCCCCGAGGGGGGAGGGCAACCCGCUAUCCGAAGAAGAGGAGGUGAAGGAAGGGGGGAGACAGUUACUCUGAAAACUACCGUGAGGAUUACAGAGAGCCACCGUCACAGCAGCUUUCACCCUGACUGAUCUCCAGAAGAUGGUAUGCUGAUGUCCUGAGCUGAGGGAGCCUUAACUUCAUUCCCCACUCGCCUUUGUUAUUCCACACCUGGUCUGCUCUCCAUCAGUCACCAACACCAACAGCUACCACCAACACCUUCACAUUUUCCCCACCCCCUUUUGUCCAGCCGGUCGUCACCAUGACGUCGGAGCUGGAAAGCAGCCUGACCUCCAUGGAUUGGCUCCCUCAGCUGACCAUGCAGGCGGCCAUUCGCAAGGCUGAUGCCCAGAAUGCCCACGGGCCCGGCAUGGGAAAGAAGAGCGCCCUGCUCGAUCCCAACACCACGCUGGACCAGGAGGAGGUGCAGCAGCACAAGGACGGCAAGCCGCCCUACAGCUACGCCAGCCUUAUCACGUUUGCUAUCAACAGCUCGCCAAAGAAGAAGAUGACACUGAGCGAGAUCUACCAGUGGAUCUGUGAUAACUUUCCCUACUACAGGGAGGCGGGCAGUGGCUGGAAGAACUCAAUACGGCACAAUCUGUCAUUGAACAAGUGUUUUCUCAAAGUGCCUCGCUCCAAAGAUGACCCAGGAAAGGGCUCUUACUGGGCCAUCGAUACCAACCCAAAGGAGGAUGCUUUGCCUACACGGCCAAAGAAGAGGCCGCGGUCUGGAGAGCGGGCUUCCACGCCGUACAGCCUAGAGUCAGAGUCUUUGGGGAUGGAGUGUAUGAUCUCUGGAAGUGCCUCUCCAACGCUGGCAAUCAACACUGUGACUAACAAGGUGGCGUUGUACAACACAGACCAGGAAGGGAGUGAUAGUCCAAGAAGCAGCCUUAACAACAGCCUGUCUGAUCAGAGUCUGGCCUCCGUCAAUCUCAACAGCGUGGGCAGUGUGCACAGCUAUACACCGGUGACCAGUCACCUAGAGCCUGUGUCCCAGUCUAUGAGCCUCCAGCAGCCCCCCCAGUCCCAGUAUAACAUGCCAGACAGGGACAAGCAGCUCUUGUUCUCAGAAUUUGAAGAUCUCAGUGCCUCCUUCCGCAGCCUUUACAAGUCUGUUUUUGAGCAGUCCUUCAGCCAACAAGGUCCGAUGGGCAUACCGGCAGAUUCCUCCCAGCAGACCCACACCUCCUGCUCCUAUCAGCACUCCCCCAGUGGCACCAUUAGCUCUCAGAACAGCCUCUCAAACAACCAGUCUAACAACCACCCUAACAGCCACUCCACCAACAGUGGUCAGGUUCCCCUGUCCCAUCCUGCCCAAGCCCACCCUGGCCACGGCUCGCCCCAUGCGCAGCACCUCUCGCAGCACGGGGGCCCUCACAACCAACACAGCCAACACGCCCAGCACAGCCAACACAGUCAGCACCCACAGCACCAACAGCACUCCCAGCAUCCUCAGCAUGCUGCGCACUCCCAGCACGGGCAGCAUCCAUCGCAGCACCAGUCCCACAGCCAGCACCCGCAGCAACACACGCCACACCCCUCUCAACACACACAGCACAGCCAGCACCCUUCUCAACAUGGACAGCAGCACCAGAGCCUCUCCCACCAGCCCCAUCCUACCCAGCAACAAAUGGCCUGCAACACAGGUUUACUGUCUGACUGGUACCCAAAUCUGGAUGCACUGAAAGAAAGCUGUCGUAUUGCUAGCAGCUAUAACUGGGCUGAUGUCGACCUUUCACCUUUCCAAGGACUGAGAGAGAGCAUGAGACAAGCAGAGUUGAACAACUGGUCUCUGGAACCCACCCAAAUUGCAGACCUCUGCUCAUCCAUCAACCAGUUUUUUGCUCGCACUGGCGUGAUCCAGCCACAGGGGGCAGUGCAGCCUCCCGUUUGCCAUGGCUCCAUGCACACCAACAAACCCAGCCAGCACCUCAACGCAGCAGGAAAUCUGUACAUGGACUCCAGACAAAGUAUGUCCAUGAUGGUUCCUCCAGCAUAUCCCCACAUGCCCCCCAUGAGCAGUGCAGGACCCACUAUGACAGGACACCAUGCACAGAUGAACCAGCAGCACAUGAUACCUGCCAGAAACUUCCAGAUGCAUCGCAUGCAAGCUGACGAUAUCCAGGAUGAUUUUGAUUGGGACUCCAUUGUCUAGCUGCUAAAACUGCUUCUCGCAAAUACACAGGAGCGAAGGGAGGAGAUGGAAGCCAGGCUGAGCUGAAAAGGCCGCAGGUGGAGGAGGCCAAUGUGGGUGGACUGCAGAAGAACAUUUGAGAAGCUUUGGUGGAGAGACGCAGAAUUCAGACUUCAGAAUCCUGACAGUUUAAAACAAAAACAAAACAAAACAAAAAAAUAAAAGCAAAACAUAACUAGAAAAUGUUACUUUGAAGACAAUCAUAUUUAGUCGGACAUUUUAAAGUGAUUGCUUACAAACUUGUGUAGAAGCAAGUUGAACACAUUCACGUCUGAACCACGUGCUCCUCAGCCAGCCCUCUCCCCGUCCCUAGCGAGCGGCCUUCCAAAGUCCGAGCCCCCUCCCCCCUCCCUCCUCCCCUCCUCCAGCCUCCUGCUCCGUAACCGUUAUGUGAUUUGAGCGGCGUGUUCAGCUUGUAAUUCUUCUCGUGUUGACCUUGGCCUCAGCUGCCUCUUGGA
Oreochromis aureus is the source of this 2929-nucleotide messenger RNA. RefSeq names its product forkhead box J3 (gene foxj3). Gene Ontology annotation, biological process: regulation of transcription by RNA polymerase II. Lineage: Eukaryota; Metazoa; Chordata; Actinopteri; Cichliformes; Cichlidae. The record is from RefSeq and is a predicted model, not a curated record. The transcript has 12 exons. Gene Ontology annotation, cellular component: nucleus. Gene Ontology annotation, molecular function: RNA polymerase II cis-regulatory region sequence-specific DNA binding; DNA-binding transcription factor activity, RNA polymerase II-specific. The coding region runs from base 534 to 2432 and encodes 632 amino acids.